Messenger RNA from Xenia sp. Carnegie-2017, 1060 nucleotides. RefSeq names its product E3 ubiquitin-protein ligase RING2-like. Gene Ontology annotation, cellular component: PcG protein complex; ubiquitin ligase complex. Gene Ontology annotation, molecular function: chromatin binding; ubiquitin protein ligase activity. The record is from RefSeq and is a predicted model, not a curated record. The transcript is spliced from 12 exons. Lineage: Eukaryota; Metazoa; Cnidaria; Anthozoa; Malacalcyonacea; Xeniidae. Bases 1 to 906 code for a protein of 301 amino acids.
AUGCAUGUAAGAUUUGGGUGGCAGAAAGAGCCUGGAUCUAGUAUCUAUUGUGUUUGUACAUGUCAUGCUCAACAGAAUUUAUCAUUAAUUUGUCAGUGCCUACACAGAUUUUGUCAAGACUGUAUUAUAACUGCCCUCAGAAGUGGCAACAAAGAGUGUCCCACAUGUCGUAAGAAGUUGGUCUCCAAAAGGUCUCUCAGACCCGAUCCGAACUUUGAUGCCUUGAUUGCAAAGAUCUAUCCGGAUCGGGAAGAGUAUGAAGCACAUCAGGAGCAAGUUCUUCAAAAACUGAGUAAGCAUCAUAAUCAACAGGCACUGACCAGUAGUAUAGAAGAAGGUCUGAAACAACAAGCAAUGAAUCGAGCCCAAAGAGUUCGUAAAUUGUCUAAUGAAGAACAACAGCCUAUGCCUGAGCCCACUCAAGUUGCAUCAGGCUCUACAUUGUCCAGCCAAUCACCAAACAUCACCACUGACAGUCCCAAAGCAAAACGCCUGAAAACUGUGGAUGAGGCCGAUGGGAACCAGGAGGGUGAAAAGUUGAUGGAAUCAGUGACCUUACCAGGCAAAGAAAUGGACGAUGUUGCCGAUGAAAUUGAGCUUGUGUUCAAACCGCAUCCAAAGGAUCACGACGCGGAAACAAUACGAAAACAGACCAGAUACAUUAAGACGACAGCAAUUGCUACUGUCGACCAUUUGUCGAGAUACUUAUCCAUACGACUCAAACUUGACGUCGGAGAGAAAGAAUUUGAAAAUGAGGAAGAAGCUUACACCAUAUACAUUGCAACAACACCGGGACAAUUUACGGAACUGCCAGGAAACAUGAGUUUGGAAAACGUCAACGAGAAGUAUUGGAAAGUGAACAAGCCGCUGGAAAUGUUUUACUCGAAGACAAAAACCAAUUCAUAGGUUGAAAGACUUAGAUGAAAACGGAGAUAACACCAUUGGCUACAGGAAAACUCGAAAAACAUUUCAUGUUUGAAGUCAUAGCUACAUCUUUCCGCUCAUUCAAAGACACUUCAUGUACAAUUGUAAAUUCGUUCAAUAAAUAUUUGAAGCAAAA